Molecule: messenger RNA, 377 nt
Organism: Musca vetustissima
Lineage: Eukaryota; Metazoa; Arthropoda; Insecta; Diptera; Muscidae
Product: Y-box factor homolog
Exons: 1
Biological process (GO): regulation of gene expression
Cellular component (GO): nucleus
Molecular function (GO): nucleic acid binding
Source: RefSeq, a predicted model, not a curated record
AUGGAAGGAGAUCCUCAAGACUCACCACAAAGUGAUGCUGCUCAACAACAAAGACAGCCGCCUGUAAAGAAAGUUAUAGCUACCAAGGUUACCGGUACUGUUAAAUGGUUCAAUGUCAAAAGCGGCUAUGGUUUUAUUAAUCGGGACAACACUAAAGAUGAUGUGUUUGUGCAUCAGAGUGCUUUAAUCAAAAAUAAUCCCAAAAAAAGGGUACGCUCCGUUGGCGAUGGCGAAAUUGUCGAAUUCGAUGUUGUCUUCGGCGAAAAGGGCAAUGAGGCUGCAAAUGUAACCGGCCUCUUCGGCAAACCUGUACAUAGUAGCCAAUUUGCUGCCGAUAAACAGCGUCGUAAUAGCAAUAUACUAUGGCAAUGGUCAAG